AUGGGCAACUCUACCUCGCUCAUCGCCAGAAACACGAUAUUCUUUCUCCGUUUGCCGACCUGCAUGUCUUUGACGAGUUUGACGUUUCGAAAGAUGCAGCGUGUUUCGCUUUGGUAUGCGGGGUGGUGUAGUGGGGCUAUUUUCAGAGCGCGGGCAGAUUGGCGAGGCCCUUGGACGGGUACCGUACUGCUGUGGUUUGGAGAUGAGAGCUGGUUCGAUAUGUCUUCUGUCCUGACAACCCAGAUCUACACUCAUAUCCACUCCUCAAGCUCUCGUCAGACGACUUUUCCCCCGCGAACCCUUUUUUCGGAACAGCGCCUACCGUGCCUAUCAGGUGCUAAACGUGGCUCGAUGGAGGCAUAUCGACGUACCUUUUUCUUGUCAGACUAUCUGCAACAGCGGCCGUUGGCCGACCAAAAUGGAUUUCUCAUCUCACCUCGCCUUACUCUUCCUGCAGUAGUGGAUUUUGGCUCCGAUUUGGGGAAUGGCUGUUGCUAA
Plenodomus lingam JN3 is the source of this 498-nucleotide messenger RNA. The record is from RefSeq and is a predicted model, not a curated record. NCBI's taxonomy places the organism in Eukaryota, Fungi, Ascomycota, Dothideomycetes, Pleosporales, Leptosphaeriaceae.